CGGGUAUGAUUGUUUUAUUGUCUUCGGUAAGCCGGCGAACUCCUUUCAAUUGACGCAGCAGUCGCACGACAGUCCACCUGCCGGUGCCUGUACACAAAUCAAGGGCACACGCCGUCACAUCAAGCUAGCGACCACAUCGGCUUGGAAAGCUCCGCCGGCUGGGAGACUGCUGGCUCAUCCAUCGUUAGCUUUUGUCAUACUCAGACUCUGUCCAGCGAUAAUUUGCACGUUUUAUUACAUUCUUUUGUCAUUCGUUGGUCUUCUUUUUUCCCUCCCGGUGACCAUGGCUGAUCCCAAAUACGCAAAUUUGCCAGGAAUUGCGUUUAACGAGCCGGACGUGUAUGAAACCGGUGACCUUCCUGAGGAUGACCAGGCUCAGUUUGAGUCGGAGCUGGAGGAGCUUUGCAGUGACAGCGUGGAGAGGAUUGUGGUCAACCCCAAUGCUGCUUAUGACAAGUUCAAAGACAAGAAUGUCAGCACCAAGGGACUUGACUUUUCAGACAGAAUCAGUAAAAGCAGAAGAGUUGGCUAUGAGUCAGGGGAAUUUGAGAUCCUUGGAGAGGGCUGUGGAGUGAAGGAGACUCCUCAGCAGAAGUAUCAGCGCCUAGUGAAUGAGAUCCAGGAGCUCACGCAGGAGGUGGACACCAUCCAGGCUGCCACAAAGGAAAGUAAUGCAGAGGAGCGCCUCACUCCAGUGGUGCUGGCCCAGCAGGCAGCCCAGCUCAAACAGCAGCUGGUUUCAGCCCAUCUCGACUCACUGCUUGGACCACAGGCACACAUCGACCUGGCUGACCCAGAUGGCGCACUGGCCAGGCGUCUGCUCACCCAGCUGGAAGCCGCUAAGGGCAGCCGUGGCAGCGCUGCAGGAGACAGCAAGCCGACAGCAUUAACUAAGGGCCCAGAUGGAGUGGUACUCUACGAGUUGCACAGCAGACCAGAGCAGGAGAAAUUUAAUGAGUCUGCCAAGAUGGCGGAAUUGGAGAAGCGUCUAGCUGAGCUGGAGAUGUCUGUUGGCUCAGGAUCAGACAAGCAGGGACCUCUGAGUGCUGGUGCUCAAGGAACCAGUUUGAUGAAUAAAUUACCGUAUAUGUAUAAUGUGUUUUCUCUCCUGCAGAGUGUCCUCGGGAAGAUGAAUGAGAUCGCUAAACACAAGGCAGCGAUUGAAGACGCUGAAACACAAAACAAGGUGUCAAAGUUGUAUGAUGUGGUGCAGAAGUGGGAUGCCAUGUCCACUUCCAUACCUCAGGUGGUGCAGAGGCUCGUUGCUGUGAAGGAGCUCCAUGAGCAAGCCAUGCAGUUUGGCCAGCUGCUGACACACCUGGAUACCACUCAGCAGAUGAUCAACAACUCCCUGAAGGACAAUAAUACCCUGCUAACACAGGUUCAGCAAACGAUGAAGGAAAAUCUUGUGGCUAUAGAGGAGAACUUUGCUGCACUAGACCAGAGGAUGAAGAAGCUUUCAAAAUAAAUGGUGGCAGAGUUUGGAUUGGUCCUGAAGAGUGUAGGACAUGGACAAUUUGGAGUUGACUAGAGAGCACAGUAAAGGGGGGGGUGUCCUGGUUUAACGCUGUCCUUUCCGGCCACUUUUCUCUUGCGCUCUACUUCCGCCUCUGCCUUUUUUCAUUAAGUGAAAUGCUAGAAAGUUGGAAAUGAUGGAAAAACGAAAGGAGACGGAUGUUCUCGUCCACCCUCUUUUCCUUUCUCUUGCAUCAAACUGUUGUCAUCUGAAACCACAUUUGUCCACACUAUUCAUGCAGCUGAUUGCAGUCCCCCCCCCUUAAGCUUAUGAGUUUUAGAGACCGGGUUGUUUUUAUAAUUAUUAGACUAGAAAAUUCUACCAUUCCUUUUGGACCUUCAUGCGAUUACUGGAUUUGUACUGUAAAUUUUUGGAAAAAUGAAAUGGAUGAAAAGAAAAACGGUGUAAAGCGGUGUAGAAAUAAAGAUCUAUUGUCCUAAGUUGUUGUAGCAGAGCACGUAUGUGCGAGCAUCAGGGCCGUGUCACCGAAGGACAGCUUGUAAAUAUGCCUGUGUACCUUAUUGUUUCUUCACGCUCAGUCGCUUGUAACUAUAUUAUUAUGACUGAGAGAGCAGACACCACAGACAAACUUUUAAUCUGCUUUGUCAUUGCCUACAAGUUCACUGUAUUGUUCAUCUGUGGUCAUGGAAACUGAUCAAUAAAACAAAGUGCUGUAA
This is a messenger RNA of Neolamprologus brichardi, 2193 nucleotides long. The record is from RefSeq and is a predicted model, not a curated record. Lineage: Eukaryota; Metazoa; Chordata; Actinopteri; Cichliformes; Cichlidae.